AUGUCUGGUUUUAUGAGAUUAACAAAAAUCAAUAGGUUAAUGCAAAGGUCGGAAGAGAAUAUGAAAAAUUUGAAGUCCUUGUAUGCACCUCAAUUUAAUCGAGGGUAUGAUGACGAUUUGACUGUGAUUGGCAGAAUGAAUUGGAUGAAGAUCAGGCAACCCAAAAUGUAUCCUACUGGCAAAGAGGAAGAAACAUUCUAGGCUAGAAAUAUCUAGAGAUUCCCUGAACUCAGAGAUAGCUUGUCAAAUGAAAUUGAUCAAGUGCUUGAAUUCUUGAAAUUGAGAAACAAUGAAAAAUUGUCGAAAACAUUAAAGAAUGUUAAAGGAAACAAUGUUGAUGAGAAGAUAUUUAGAGCAAUGGAAUAUGACAUAAACUCAUUUAAGUAAUUAGAGGAAAAGUGAUUAUAUUCAAAAGAGUAAAUAUAAACCACAUUCACAACAUUUGGCUA
Molecule: messenger RNA, 449 nt
Organism: Paramecium tetraurelia
Lineage: Eukaryota; Ciliophora; Oligohymenophorea; Peniculida; Parameciidae
Exons: 2
Source: RefSeq, a predicted model, not a curated record